CUACGAGCUGCAGAGGUAUCAGUAACUAGAUUUGCUACAAAAUCGUCAGUCAUUUCAGUAGAAGUUACAAGAAGUUGUUACGAGAAGUUAUUACGAGACAUUCAUCAUGAAGUGUUUACUGUUUGUAAUGUUCGUCAGCGCAGCGACAGCUGCAUUCGUUCCAUUUUCCGAAACAACUGGAAAACCUAUGAAAGCGUGCAACGGCAAGAACAGCUUCCAGCGAACGUUCAACGUGGCUCACGAAACGGACUGCACUAAGUUUUACAAGUGUUUAGGACGAUACGGUUUCGAGAUGGAUUGCCCGACUUUGAAAGGAAUUAAAUUGUUCUUCAACGAAGAAUUGCAAGUUUGUGACUGGGAAGGUGGUAGUAAUUGUCAGGGACCAACUGAACCUUCAGAGAAUUCUACAACCACAUGGGAUUAUGACACCACGACUUCCGAAAAUGAAAUAUCGUCGGUGGCGACGCCAAGUAACCAAUCAAAUUUUCCGGAGCCAGACUGCUCAGCUAAUCCAGACAAGAAAGCAGCUCACGGUGACAAACAUAUGUAUUAUGAAUGCGAGGAUGGAAAACCGGUGGAAAAACAUUGUCUGGAACAUCACAUCUUCGACAUUACCAUCGGGGGAUGUAUGUUGGACUCAUCUACCUAGA
Molecule: messenger RNA, 650 nt
Organism: Megachile rotundata (alfalfa leafcutting bee)
Lineage: Eukaryota; Metazoa; Arthropoda; Insecta; Hymenoptera; Megachilidae
Cellular component (GO): extracellular region
Molecular function (GO): chitin binding
Source: RefSeq, a predicted model, not a curated record